GCGAGGGGUGCGAGGUGAUCAACGGCAUGGGAUUCCUCGUCGCCAUAGCCGCUUGGCCGAACCCUCCCGAUGAACCGACGUACUAAUAAAUAAAACGCCCGCCUCUGAGCCGUGGCAGGGACUUUGUUACUCGACUGCAGUUUCAUAUCAUAUGACGGCGGUAGGACCUCGUCUGUUCGUCUCUAGCCUUGUGCCUCUCGUCGCCUCCUCUUCCACCCUUUACACUCUUGAAGACUCUCGUGGUAUAUCACCAAAAAGAGUUACUCCGUACACAUCUCUACCUGUACAUCCCCCUCACACACGCACACACCCAUCAUGGCGGCAAACAACAUGGUCAACCCCUCGGUGGACCCCAAGACCGAAGACGAGCUCUUUGCCAGGGAGGUCGAGGAGGUCAAGAGGUGGUGGAGUGACUCUAGGUGGAGGAACACCAAGAGGCCCUUCACGGCCGAGCAGAUCGUCUCCAAGAGGGGGAACCUCAAGAUCGAGUACCCGAGCAACGCGCAAUCAAAGAAGCUGUGGGGUAUCCUCGAGGCGAGGUUCAAGAACCGAGAUGCCAGCUACACCUACGGCUGCCUGGAACCUACAAUGGUCACACAGAUGGCCAAAUACCUAGAUACUGUCUACGUGUCCGGGUGGCAGUCAUCCUCGACGGCGUCGGCCUCAGACGAGCCUGGCCCUGACCUGGCCGACUACCCCUACACCACCGUCCCGAACAAGGUGUCGCACCUGUUCAUGGCCCAGCUCUUCCACGACCGCAAGCAGCGCCAGGAGCGCCUGACGACGCCCAAGGAGCAGCGGGCCAACCUGGCCAACAUCGACUAUCUCCGGCCCAUCAUCGCGGACGCGGACACGGGCCAUGGCGGCCUGACGGCGGUGAUGAAGCUGACGAAGCUGUUCAUCGAGAAGGGCGCCGCGGGCAUCCACAUCGAGGACCAGGCGCCCGGCACCAAGAAGUGCGGCCACAUGGCCGGCAAGGUGCUUGUGCCCAUCAGCGAGCACAUCAACCGCCUGGUGGCCAUCCGGGCGCAGGCCGACAUCAUGGGCUCCAACCUCCUCGCCAUCGCGCGAACCGACGCAGAGGCGGCAACGCUCAUCUCGACGACCAUCGACCCGCGGGACCACGCCUUCAUCCUGGGCACGACCAACCCAAACCUGCAGCCCCUCAACGACCUGAUGAUCGCGGCGGAGCAGGCGGGCAAGGUGGGCGACCAGCUGCAGGCGAUCGAGGACCAGUGGCUCGCGCAGGCCGGGCUGAAGCGGUUCGACGAGGCCGUGGUCGACGCCAUCAACAAGGGCGCCCACGUCGACAAGCAGGGGGCCGUGGCGCGCUACCUCAAAGAGUCCAGGGGCAAGUCGCUGACCGAGGCGCGCGCCCUGGCCCGGGGCAUCACGGGCGUCGACGUCUUCUUCGACUGGGACGCGCCUCGCACCCGUGAGGGCUACUACCGCCUCAAGGGCGGCUGCGACUGUGCCAUCAACAGGGCCAUCGCCUAUGCCCCUUACUGCGAUGCCAUCUGGAUGGAGAGCAAGCUGCCCGACUACAAGCAGGCUGAGGAGUUUGCCAGCGGCGUGCAUGCCGUCUGGCCCGAUCAGAAGCUCGCAUAUAACCUCUCCCCCUCCUUCAACUGGAAGACCGCCAUGCCCCGCGCAGAGCAGGAGACGUACAUCCGCCGGCUGGCGUCGCUGGGCUACUGCUGGCAGUUUAUCACGCUGGCCGGCCUGCACACGACCGCCCUCAUCAGCGACCGCUUCGCGCGGGCCUACAGCCAGGUCGGCAUGCGCGCGUACGGCGAGCUGGUCCAGGAGCCCGAGAUGGAGCAGGGCGUCGACGUCGUCAAGCACCAGAAGUGGAGCGGCGCAACCUACGUCGACGAGCUGCAGAAGAUGGUCACUGGCGGCGUGAGCAGCACUGCUGCUAUGGGCAAGGGUGUCACAGAGGACCAGUUCCACUGAGUGAUUGGGUAUUCCUGUGUGCCAGAUUUGCGUCUGUCUUUGCAUGCUCGUAGGGCGAAUCGGCAGUCCUAUUUUGAAGUGAUGUGGUUCCGUGACGUGGUAUCAUGAAUCGGCUUCCUGCAAGGGAAUCACUAAUGGUAUCAUCUAGCGUGGUCGGAUCUCGGAAGCAUGUAGGCUGAGGCGGAUAUAAGACCGCGCAUUGACUUGUUACCCUGUGAAUAUCUGUUCCCUUUCGAAAAUUUGGAGGUUUAUCUCUUGUGAUACAAUGAAGUUUGACAGCAUUAGACCCGUAACCUUCCGGACUCCA
This is a messenger RNA of Diaporthe batatas, 2263 nucleotides long. RefSeq names its product isocitrate lyase 1. Bases 316 to 1956 code for a protein of 546 amino acids. Gene Ontology annotation, molecular function: isocitrate lyase activity. The transcript has 5 exons. Lineage: Eukaryota; Fungi; Ascomycota; Sordariomycetes; Diaporthales; Diaporthaceae. The record is from RefSeq and is a predicted model, not a curated record. Gene Ontology annotation, biological process: carboxylic acid metabolic process.